Molecule: messenger RNA, 1818 nt
Organism: Paramecium sonneborni
Lineage: Eukaryota; Ciliophora; Oligohymenophorea; Peniculida; Parameciidae
Source: the annotation of a GenBank genome assembly
AUGUCCACUAUGGUAUGUACUACAAAAGGAUGUUAGCAUAAAACAUUAUGUUCUGAUUGUAUAGUCACUCAUCCAAAAAAUCAUUUAGCUGCUAUUUUACCAUUAAGAGAUUUUGAUCCCUCUAGUUAUUCUGUACCAAAAACUAUUGCUAGUAAUCUUAUUUAUUUUAAUUUAAGAGGAUUUAAGUAUUGUUAGAUAAAGAAUGACAAUGUUGUAAAAUCAUUUAAUACAAACUAGAGAAAUUAGAAAAUCAGAAUGCAAGAGAUUAUAAAAACAUAUUGUUAAUUAUUUUACUGAUGAAUUAGAUUGUAUAAUGUAAUAAAUUAUUAUUAGCUUUUAUUAAAACUGUUAUUCUUUAAAUUGAAUAAUUUUAUAAUGAAAAACAUACUAAAAUUGCAGAAGUUACUCAAAAUUGUGAAGAACAUAUUAAUAAAUUGAAUUCCAUUUUAAAUGGAGAAGUUGAUGAUUCAAGAAAAUUUGAUUUCUUAUUAGAAUUAUAAGAAAAAUUAUUACAGAUAAUAGUACCUACUCUUACAAAAUAAGCAGAAGAGUUAAGUAGAUCAAGCAUAAGUAGUGAUAUAUUAGUGAAUUAAAAUUUUGAGAAAGCAAUAUAAGUUGCAAUUGAGAGAGCAUUUGUUGUAAGUAAUAUUUUAAAUACUGAAAAAAAACCUGUAGUGAUGGAUGAACCAGAAUAUGAUUCAUUGACUAUAUUUAAGGUCAAUUUAAAAAAUUAAUAAAAGAAUUUAGAUUUUUAUAAGUCAUCUAUUCAACCAUAUUUACAUUAAGAGUUAUUAGGGAAAGAGUAUAAAGUUCCUUAAAGUAGUGAUUUUGUACCAAAGUAAUAAUUAAUUUAAAUAAAGAACAGUUCCAAAAGAAAGUCCAUAAUUAAAUGGUCUUCCAUUUGAAAUAUUUAUAAGUCAAUAGAAACAUUUGAAUACAAUAAUAUAAGGACAUUUAGAUAUAGUGACAGCAGUUUGUGUAUUAAAUUUAAAUUAAAUUGCAUCUGCCGGAGGAGAAGGAGUAUUAAAAUUUUGGGAUAUAGAUUCAUAAAUGUGUUUAGGUACAAUAGAUGCUCAUAAAGGUGAAAUAUGGUGUUUAUGUGGAAUAAGUGAUGAUUUUAAUUAAGAUAUAGCUGAGAAAUUAGUAUCAGGAGGUAAUGAUAGAUUGAUUCAUAUAUGGAAUGUUUAAUAUAUGACAUUAGAAUUUACUUUAGUAGGCCAUCUUGAUAUAGUUAAAAGUUUAUGUUAUUUAAGAAAGUUUUAAUAUCUAUGUUCAGGAGGAGGUGAUUAUAGAAUAAAGAUAUGGAAUAGAGAUAAAUGUUUUUAUACAAUAGAAGAUGCUCAUAAGAAGAUAGUUAGAACAAUAAUAUAAUUAGAUGAUGAUAAUUUUGCAUCUGGAGGAGAUUGUUUUAUUAAGAUUUGGAGUGCAUUUAAAGGAUAACUAAAAUAUGAACUUGCUCAUGGAGAUGAUGUUUAUUGUUUAAAAGAAUUACCUAAUUAAAUGUUAGCUAGUGGAGGUGCCGAUAGAAUUAUUAUUAUUUGGAAUUUGAGAGGUGGAUUUAAGGCUCAUAAAUUAUAAGCACAUAAUGAAACUAUAACGAGUUUAGGAUUUAAUAAAUAUUUAUUUAGUGCAGGAAUUGAUAAAACUUUAAGAGUCUGGGAAAUUAAAGAUUAACCUACUCUUUUAAAAAGUAUUAAAGUUCAUACUGAAUAAAUUAGUUGUAUUGCUGUUAAUCAAUAUAGAGAAUUAAUUAUUACAGGUAGUUGGGAUAAAAGAGUAAGAAUAGUAUCAUUAGAAUAUGUUAUUUAGAGAAAAUGA